AUGAUGAAGGAUGAGCUUUUUGAAGUUGUUGGGCACAAGAGUAUCAGGAGACAGGACAGGACAGGGCCUGCGAACCAAACAUCCAUCACCCAAGUCAUCCUGCUGGGUCUCACCAGCCACCGAAGGACACAGAUUGCCCUCUUUGUACUGAUCCUCAUUGCCUAUCUGAUCACCAUGUUGGGCAACCUACUAGUGGUCAUUCUGGUCCAGUUGGACUCCCGCCUUCAUACCCCCAUGUACUUCUUCCUCAGCAACCUCUCAGGCCUGGAGAUGAGUCUCAUUAGUACCAUCGUGCCCCAAAUGUUGGCUCACUUGCUUAAGGGGAUUGGAAAAAUCCCUUUCAGUAGUUGUAUGACUCAGAUGUACAUUAUGUCUUCUCUGGCUUGCACAGAAGGGUUGCUGUUGGGUGUCAUGGCCUAUGACCGCUACUUGGCCAUCUGCUUUCCCCUGGUAUAUGCCAUGGCUAUGAGCAAGGGACGAUGCAUCCUACUAGCCACAGCUUCAUGGGCUUGUGGUUUCUUUCUUCCUGUGUUAACCAUUCACUACAUCCUAAAACUCCCUUUCUGUGGUCACAACCAUAUCAACCACUUCUCUUGCAACAUUCUGAUGGUACUGAGACUGGUGUGUGCAGACAUUCGACGCGUGGAGGUAAUCAUAAUGGUGGCAUCAGUUAUUGUGCUCCUUGUCCCACUCUUGGCCAUCCUGAUCUCUUAUGGGCUCAUCCUUGUGUCCGUAUUCCGCAUGAGCUCACAUGCAGGGUGGAGCAAAGCCUUCUCCACCUGCAUAUCCCACUUGGUGGUGGUUACUAUAUUUUAUGGGUCCAUCGCUGCCCUCUACAUGAGGCCUCACUCAGGUACGGAUUCCAGCCACCAUAAACAUGUGUCUGUCUUUCCUGCAGUGAUCACCCCCUUCCUCAAUCCAGUCAUCUAUACCUUACGGAACAAAGAUGUUCAUGCUGCAGUAGCAAAGGUGCUCUGUAGAAGGGCUGCUAAACUCAAGGACUGA
Hemicordylus capensis (graceful crag lizard) is the source of this 1005-nucleotide messenger RNA. RefSeq names its product olfactory receptor 2D2-like. NCBI's taxonomy places the organism in Eukaryota, Metazoa, Chordata, Lepidosauria, Squamata, Cordylidae. Gene Ontology annotation, cellular component: membrane. The transcript is spliced from 2 exons. The coding region runs from base 1 to 1005 and encodes 334 amino acids. Gene Ontology annotation, molecular function: G protein-coupled receptor activity; olfactory receptor activity. Gene Ontology annotation, biological process: G protein-coupled receptor signaling pathway. The record is from RefSeq and is a predicted model, not a curated record.